CACAAAGUUGUUCCAAUACUUUUUCAAAGAUAAAUCAUCUACCUCAUUCACUAUUAUGUCAAAAAAGUCAAAACAGACAUCACCUAACCCAUUGUAAUGUUUAUGAUCUAACAAAAUUCAAAAAUAUGAACUUCGUUUGCAUAGAAAGUGGAAGUCUUUUAUUUGGUAAAAGGUUUUUCCAAAUAAGUAAUCACAAAUAUGGUUGCAGGCUAUUUAGUCAUCGAGGUUUAGCCGACAAAUACCAAUCGAAGGCUGUUGAAUCGAACGAUAUCAAUGAAGAAUAUGUUAAAUGUGAAAACGAAUCCAAUAAAACCGACCAACAAAAGUUCAGCUUAAUACUUCCACCCCCAAAUGUAACCGGUCAUUUACAUAUCGGUCAUGCUAUGAUGGCGACGAUCCAAGACGUUCUUGUACGAUGGAAACGCUCACAGAAAUACGACGUACAAUGGAUUCCCGGAACAGAUCAUGCUGGUAUUGCCACACAAGUUGUCGUGGAAAAGAUGUUGAAAAAGGUGAGAAAUGUGAGCAGACAUGACAUGGGACGGAAAGAGUUUCUCGAUGAAGUUUGGAAAUGGCGAGAAGAAAAAGCCGGUACAAUUAAACAUGAUCUCACACGAAUCGGUGCUGAUUUGAAUUGGUCAAGGGAAUAUUUUACAAUGGAUGAAGCUCAGAGUGAAGCAGUGAAAAGUGCCUUUGUUCGGUUGUAUGAUCAGAAUUUAAUUUACCGCAGUAACAUGUUAGUUAACUGGUCUUGCACUUUAGAGUCGACCAUAUCAGAUAUUGAAGUGGAGAAUGUCGAAGUAACAGGACCAACCAGGAUUUCUGUUCCCGGAUAUGAUAGUCCGAUAACUUUUGGUGAAAUUUUUGACAUUGCGUACAAGAUAUGCGACAGCGACAGUGAAAUAAUCGUUUCGACCACCAGACCAGAAACACUACUCGGAGAUGUGGCGGUUGCUGUGCAUUCGGACGAUCCAAGGUAUUCCAGUUUCCGAGAGUCACAAUUGUAUUUAUGGCAUCCAUUUCGGAAUGAGAAAAUUCCAUUGGUUUUCGACGAUUCCGUUGACAAAGAUUUUGGAACAGGUGCAGUUAAGAUCACUCCAGCCCAUGAUAAAUUCGAUAAAGAAAUAGCCGUACGUCAUUCACUGCCAUCGGUAUCGGUGAUAAAUGAGAAAGGUACAAUAUGCGAAGGAUUCGAUCAAUUCUCUAACCAAAAACGGUUUACUGCUCGUGACUUGAUGAAGAAUGAGUUGUCGCGUCGAGGACUUUUGCGGAAUAUUAGGCCACAUAAUCUCAAAUUACCGGUGUGUUCGCGUUCAAAAGACAUUAUUGAAUUGAUGGAUCGACCACAGUGGUUUGUGCGAUGCGAAGAGUUGGCCCGAAAUGCUAUUGAAGCUGUUGCGACAGGUGAAAUAAGAAUUCAUCCUGACAACUUCAAGAAAGAUUGGUGUAAGUGGUUGUCACCUAGCCAUGAUUGGUGUAUCUCCAGACAAUUGUGGUGGGGUCAUCAAGUACCAGCGUAUGAGUGCACGUUUAAAGACAAAACAAUUUGGUUGGUUGGUGUCAGUCUAAAAGACGUUGAAAAGAAGGCAAUGAAAGCUUUCAAUGUUGAUACAGUCGCCGAUAUUCAAAUCGUACAAGAUGCUGAUGUGUUGGACACAUGGUUCUCAUCAGCAUUACUACCCUUUUCAGCAAUGGGAUGGCCAAAGGGAGAAGACUUUUAUGAACGAAACUAUCCGUUAGACGUGAUGGUGACAGGACAUGAUAUCCUUUUCUUCUGGGUAGCAAGGAUGGUUAUGCUCGGGCAAAUUUUGACUGGUCGUGUUCCCUUCACCGAUAUACUACUUCACGGUGUUUUAUGUGACGCUAACGGUCGAAAAAUGUCGAAGAGUUUAGGCAACGUUAUAACACCCGAACAGGUCAUUAAUGGCGCAACUUUAGAGGAUCUUCGCAACGAUAUACAAAAAUCAUAUGAAAAUGGUGUGCUAUCCUUGGAUGAAGUGAAAAAAUCAAUUAAAGGACAGCAGCAGCUGUUUCCAAAGGGCAUUCCACAGUGUGGAACCGAUGCACUUCGUUUUACGCUGUGUAGUACGGAUGUAACGAGCCACUUUAUCAAUUUCGAUGUUAAUCAGUGUCACGCGAACUCGCGGUUCUUCAAUAAAAUCUGGCAGGCAGCGCGGUAUACAAUAGCAUCACAUGAACAGCUCAAUUUGAAUCUGUAUGAUGCGAUUUGUUUGAAGAAAUUGGAGCUCGCCGAUAUGGAUCGAUAUAUUUUGAGUCGUCUUGGUAAUGCGUUGCUACAAAUAGAUAACGCAAUGAAGUCAUACAAUUUUCAUAUCGCCACCGAUGCGUUGAAAAGGUUCUUCUACGGUGACUUGUGCGACGUCUAUUUGGAAACAACGAAGAAAAAUAUUUCCAGCAAGGAUUCUAGUGGAGCAGUACACUGUCGUGUUCUAGCAACGUGUUUGUCGAUUGGUCUAAAUUCAUUAGGUCACUUCGCCCCUUUUGUAUGCAAUGAACUUCUAAGACAUCUGCCGAAAAUAUCUGAGUUUCAGCCAGAGGAAUGGAUAGACAACGCACUCGAAACGGAAAUUUCAAAUUUAUUACGAAUAUGUUCGGCUAUAAGACAACUUAAGGUGGACAAUAAAGUCAUCGGAAAACAUGCUCCUGUGGUGCACCUGUACAUUCACACUGAGUCUAUGUAUGAUAGUCUACGUCCAUUUACCUCACACAUUGCAAAGUUAGCACUCGUAAACGACGUUGUACUGAACGAUUCGUCAAGAAUUGUCGAACUGGAAAAGUUUUCGAUAAAAUCAACGGCUGGUUAUGAAUGCUCGUUUGGAAUUGAAACCAAUCAUUUGUAUGAGGCCGAUAACGGAACAUCUGAAUUGAAUGCAAAGAAACUGAAGAAAUUGGAGAAUGAGCUGGAGAAACUAUUAAAAAGGGUGUGUACAAAGGGCUACGCGGAAUCGGCUCCUCAAGACGUCCAAGAUAAAAUUACCGAAAAAAUCAAUAAACUAAAAACUGAAAUUGGGAGCAUGAAACAGCUCCGACACCAUGGCUAGUCACCGUGUUCAGGUCUGUUUAGAGAUAUAAUUUAUUACAAAAGUAAAUAGUUGGAAAUGCUUAGUAACGUC
Bradysia coprophila is the source of this 3134-nucleotide messenger RNA. Its product is annotated as valine--tRNA ligase-like. Gene Ontology annotation, molecular function: aminoacyl-tRNA deacylase activity; valine-tRNA ligase activity; ATP binding. Gene Ontology annotation, cellular component: cytosol. Gene Ontology annotation, biological process: valyl-tRNA aminoacylation. The record is from RefSeq and is a predicted model, not a curated record. NCBI's taxonomy places the organism in Eukaryota, Metazoa, Arthropoda, Insecta, Diptera, Sciaridae.